CAUGCGUAUCGUAGUUUCCUCUCCACACGACCUCAUGCUCGAAUCACUUUUCUUCUCGGCGCCUUCGAAGGCGUUUGUUACUCGCUAUUUUUCAGCAUGGCUGAAGUGUUUGUUAAAAAUAAUAAUAAUCGUUCUCCGUUUGUGGAUAACGAGGAAGAAGAUAUGGGACACAGUGACGUGAGUAAUAACACAGUGUCUGGCAAGCAGAAAAAAAGACGUUCCAAAGUAGACUUAUUAGAGGAACGUUUUGACGAGAAAUACGGUAAACUUGAAAAUACUUUACACAAUAUUGUUGCAUUGUUGCAAUGCCAGUCACAAAGACAUGGUAAUUCAACGCAGGGGAAUGGCAAAAGCCCCAAUUAUGACCAGGGGAGUGAUAAAAGCCCCAAUUUUGAAGAGAGGACUGGUCAAAGUUCCACAAGUAAUCGUCAAGAUGACGUACUUUCCAUUCAUCCUGCUUCCUCUGAACAUUUUUCGUUGUCUGAUUCAGAAGAAGAAGACACAGAGCACAGUGCUAGUGUACGCAGGUGUUUGAAAGACAUUUUUGGAGAAGAUGCAUGUUUGAAAAAAGAUGCACAAAAGCCAACUGGCAUUUGCUUAGAAAAUUCGCAGAAAGAAAUUUUGGAACAAAGCUAUCGGUCUAAAACACCAAAUAAUGUAACAGCAUUUUCUGAAGAGUGCAAAGAUUUAUUUCCAGUUGAUGAAGACACUGAACAUUUUUUACGUGUACCUACAUUGGACGAUAUUGUAGACACGUGUCUAACAAAGAAGUUUGGUUCUAGAGCUUCAUUCGCUAAACAUGGAACUUUUCUGUUCUCACAACCAAACAAAAUGGUGGAGAAGACCGCAUACAGAGGACAGCAAAGUGUCUACAUGGGUAUUGUUACACAGAUGUACAUGCAGCAAGCUCUUGCAAUGUUAAUGGACAUGGUUACAGAUAAACCAGACAUUGAGAAAAAAGUGAAGGACAUUUUUGCUUUAUCCACACGAAGUCUAGAUCAAUUUGGUAGAGCAGGAGCAUUUUUUCAUAUCAUUCGUAGACAAGUCACAAUGAGCGAGACUUCUUUAUAUGAACUUGAUGAUUCAAGGACAAUCAGUAACCUACCCUUGAGAGGGGACGGGGUGUUUGGUGAAGAAUUGGAAAAGACUCUCAAACAAAAGAAAGACAAAAGAAAAACACUUGAAGAGUUAUUGCCAGAAAAAUUGCAAAAGAAGGAAACAUAUAAGAGGAAAGCCAGUGAACAGACAGAACAGCAAACAUCUGUCAAAAGACAAUAUGUAAAGACAAAUACAAGAAUGGGUGUUCAGCCAAAUGAAUACAAUAGAGCGCCACCUACAUUUCGCAUUCCAAAAUACAAUGCGGAACCACGAAGUACUUUUCGAACAGAGCACAGAGCUGGUGGCUCGAGAGGUCGGGGCAACUAUGCAGCCAAUAACAGACCAAGGGCUACAGUUGCCAAGAUGCCCUCAAGCAACCACCGUUUGAGCCAAUAAAGACAGCCAGUUUAAAGUAUGUAACUUACAAGACAGUUUUUCUCAUAGCAAUUACAACUUUUCGCAGAUGUGGGGAUUUACAAUCUUUGACAUUGGGAGAAAAUUCUGUGAAUGUACAAGCAAAAGGUGUAACUUUCAUAAGGCAUGGUUUAUCGAAACAGGACAGAGGUUCACAUCAGAGCAAUACUAUUUUUAUUCCUGCUUUUCCAAAGAACAAGUUGUUGGAUCCAAAACGAGCAUUGACUUAUUAUCUGAAAUCAACAGAAAAAUUUAGGAAUUCAAAAGAGAAGGACUCUUUGAAAUUAUUUUUAACUGUAAAUAAACCGCAUAGAGCGGCUUCAAGUCAGACAAUUUCGUCAUGGAUUGUUAAGACUAUUCAAAAGUCAUACAAAAUGAAAAAAGUGUAUGUAUCUAAAGUUAAAGGUCAUUCAACUAGGUCAAUCGGACCAUCAUGGGCUCUUUUUAAGGGAGCUCCAUUGAAAGAUGUUUUAGACAGUGCAGAUUGGAGUAGAUCAUCUACUUUUGUGAAGUUCUAUUUUAAAGAUGUAUCAUUUGAUUUUCUUAAAGAAUAAUGUUUUUCUCCCCGGCGAGUUAUUUUCCGGAAAGUGAACUGUUUUUAAGUCAACAGUAUGGAACAUAUCAUAUAUAUGACGGCCACAAGUAGUGGUUUAUCCAUCAUAUAUUUUUUUAAAAUAUAUUGUUUAAAUAUGUGGGAAAGUGAAUAAGAAUACAUGAUUUGUGCUGUGUACAGUUAUUAUUGUGUAUAUAAGAGGGACUGUUGUAGCAGUUUUUAUGAAAUAGAAGAUAUAGAAAACUCUGGAAUGAGAAGAUCUACUAUAAUUGUUGGAGUGGUCAGAAAGUACCUGAACCCGCCUCCAAAGAGGGACUGCUUUGGGAAGGAAUCCUAAAGUACAUAUGUCAGACUACUUUCUGAGGCCUUCGAAGGCGCCAAGGAAAGUGAUUCGAGCAUGAGGUCGUGUGGAGAGGAAACUACGAUACGCAUGCGCGAAAGUUGUUUAUUUCCGGUAGUCGUCUAUUAUGCGGCGCCUACCGUAUAGCGAGUUAUUUUCGGGCCGAGAUAGAAUCCUAAAGUACAUAUGUCAGGUAAGUAUAAUUUACUCAUAAAAUUAUAAUUUGAGUACAAAUUUGGAAAUUUGUUAUUAAUGCAAAAUCCUUGUAAGAACAAGUUUGUAAAAUUAACAUUUGAAGGAUGCAAGCGAAUUUUGGCCAAGCCAGUUACAAACAAAGAACCAUUAACUGUGGAUAUGUUAAAUAAAAUCAUUGACUUUCACUGUAAGGAAGGUCAGGAAUUAAGUUUGAAAAAUAUGAGAUAAUGUUUGGUGUGUAUUCUUGGGUUUUCGUUGUGUUUUUUUUUCAGAUUUGAUGAGUUGUCGAGUUUAAAAGUGAACCUUUUUUUUCAUGAUUCUCAUGUUUCUAUUUUUUAUAGACCAUAGCAAAUGUGAUCAAUUAAAAUCUUGUAAUAGUGUUAUUGUGUCAAAAACAAAUAACAGACUUUGUCCGGUAUCUUGGUUAAAUAGAUACGUUGCCGCUGCGGGUCUCACAUUGAAUUCAAACUAAUAUCUUUUUACAAAAGUUAGAUUUUUGAAAAAUAAAGGAAAUAAUGUUUUGUGCGACACAGAUUCUCUUUCACCAUAUACCAGGACAAAGGAGAUCUUUUUUAUAAGCAAUUCAAGAGCAUAAGGGAGCCUCCGCUGCUGCUAAUAGCGGAAAAAUCACAGAUGAUGAAUUGUUAGCCAAGCACGGUCGUUGGAAAUCUGAAGCAUCGUUUGAUCGAUAUGUUCAUUUCAGUGUAGAAAAUAAAUGCUGUUGGAUUGGUGUGUUUAUGACAUUGUUUUUUUUCUAGUCGACUAGUAUUGUUGAGGCCCAACACUCGGCAACAUGACAGUUGACAAACGGGCACAGGUUUCCAGAGCCUUUUCCCAAGACAUUGGAAAAGGGCUUUUGUCCCCUACCGGUGAAACCGGAGGGGACUUAUGGUUUGCACUCCGUCUGUCAGUCUGUCUAUCAGUCAGUCACACUUUUCUGGAUCAUGAGAUAACUUUAAAAGUUCUUAAUAUUUUUUCAUGAAACUUGAAACAUGGAUAGAUGGCAAUAUGGAGAUUAUGCACGUCAUUUCAUUUUGUUCCUGCGUCAAAAAUUCUGGUUGCUAUGGCAACAAAUAUAUAAUAAAAAAAAUUUACUGACAAGGGUGGAGUUUCACCGGUAGGGGACCAUAUUGCUUGGCAAUCUCUUGUUAUCUCUGGUUUUUCCUGGGCGAGUCAUGUUGCAUUUUAUACACAUCCUAGUUUAAUAAAUAAUGUGAAUUUUGGAGUUUUCUGUCAAGUUUAUGCUUUGUUUGUGUGACAAUAAUAUGUUUUACCUGUUUCACAUAGUUAAGAAUGAUUUUUUUUUUGUUCCUGGGUUUUGAAUUGGCAAGAAAUAUGAUCUGUUAAUGCACUUGUCUACUUAGAUAAAUCCUGUUGGUAAAACGGCUACAAUAAAAGCGGAUCGCCUUCUA
Dreissena polymorpha is the source of this 4012-nucleotide messenger RNA. RefSeq lists its product as uncharacterized. The record is from RefSeq and is a predicted model, not a curated record. NCBI's taxonomy places the organism in Eukaryota, Metazoa, Mollusca, Bivalvia, Myida, Dreissenidae. The coding region runs from base 97 to 1494 and encodes 465 amino acids. The transcript is spliced from 3 exons.